Molecule: messenger RNA, 801 nt
Organism: Aspergillus alliaceus
Lineage: Eukaryota; Fungi; Ascomycota; Eurotiomycetes; Eurotiales; Aspergillaceae
Exons: 2
Coding region: 1-801 (266 amino acids)
Source: RefSeq, a predicted model, not a curated record
AUGGUAAACUGGAAGAGCCCCGAGAGCACCGACCGUCUCAUCGCGGCUUUGCUCGCAACCCACCAAGGCAUCAAGCUCGACUACCACGCCAUGGCCCUCUUAUUCGACCAAGGAGCGACCUUCGACGCACUGGAAGCCCGAUUCCGCCGCUACCGCAAGAUGGCCGACGAGCUGAAAGCCGACGCCUACAAUCGCGGCAUCACCGACAUCCCACAUAAUGUCGGACGCAACAUUUCCGUAUCCGGUGGAAACGGAAAUACAACUCCCAGAACACCCCGAGGCGCACGCGGCGGCAUCACCUCAAGCAUAAACACGCCUUCGUCGUCCAGCAAGCGCAAGAGGGGCACUCAACAGGCCCAAACCCCCACGAAGCAGAAGAAGAACAAGCUUGGUAUGUCUCUCAUGGAUGCAAUCUACGUUGAAGACGCCGACCCGGAUGAAGAAUUUAAUGUCAAACUCAAAUUCGUGGGUUCUCCUUCUGGCGGAGAAGAUGACGAUGUCGUUGUUGUUGAUGCUCCUCUUGCUUCUGCGGCUUCUAUAUCCAAAAUCAAAAGGGAGAAGUUUGAGCGCAAUACGCCCGGUUUCGCCUUUGCUAAGAAAGAAGAAGAGAAAAAAGACACGGCAUUUGGUAUUAGUGCGACGGCUGCUAGGCGCGGUAUCCGCAAUCAUGACAGCGCAGCUCAUUAUUCUGCCGGGGUGGAGGAGGAUCCAUUCGGCAUGGCUGGGGGUUAUACUAGUAGUUUCUUUGAUCACGUCAAAGCUGACUAUGAUAUUGGUAAUGUUUAUGGCGGGGAGGCUUGA